UUCCUAGUGUUCUUCCAGAUCAUUUAUUUGUAUUUCUUAACACUGACUGUUUGGAUUUGACUAAUAUUUGGAUAUGACUGAUGUUUCAUCGUGAUUAAGUUUAUAUUAUUUAUGCCUUAGGAAUACCACAAAAGUGAUGCAGAAUUCUUGUCAUUGUACCCUAUCAGGAGACUGCUCUUGUCCAUUGUCCCAUUCUGGCUCUGUCAACUUUGACUGCUUGAUCAAGGUUAGUGCCUCUCAGAUUUCUCCACUCUACAAUUACUAUCUUACCCUUUGUAACUAAUAAGUGCCUUGUAGGGAGAUACUUUGAGAUGACAUAAAUAUUCUGUGACUCUUUAAAUUUUUACACAUUAGUUUUAGUAUCCAUGUUGUUUCUUGUUUGAAUCUAUUAUUAGGAUGGCUGUUCAAUGGUGAUUUUUCUGAUUCCAUCAUUGGAGAAUAAUUCCCUCAUUCCUUCUUCAUUUAUUAGUUGGAAUUAUGCUGAAAUGAGGAGCUUUCCCUCCUCCACCUCAUAUUUCUUCAUUUCCUUUCUUAUAUCACUGUGAAUUCAUAGGCUUUUUAUUAGGUUAUAAUCCUUUAACCAUCUUUUUUUGGGGAAUGGGGAGGAUGAUAAACUUGUUCCAGUUAUUGGCCUGUAGGGGUCCCUUAAAGCUGUUUCUGGUCCUUUUGUCAUGUCCCAUCAUUCUUUGAAAACUUCCUCACUUUUUGACAUGUUAAGAAGUUCCAGGCUCACUUUAUGUUUUCCCUGUUCCAACCAUGGAAUUAGCUGUUUCUCUAAGGAGUCUUUUCUCUAAUGGAGAAAUGUAUUAAUAAACCAACGUUUAAUCAUUGAUCCUGGGAGUAUCAUUGAUUUUAGGUCUUUUCAAUGGAUAGAGCUAGAAAAUAGAUGUAUGCAUAUGCAGACAUAUGCAUACAUGUGUGUAUUCAUAAAUGCACUUACAUAUGCCUGCAAACGCAUCUCUAUCCAUUUCUAUAGUUAUCUAUGUAUAUUAAUACCCACAAGUUCCCAGUGAGACCUCUGAUUUCAGUCUAACACCCUUGUUUUCAUUCUGUCAUUUGCUCUCACUUUCCUAUAUUUGUAGCUUUUUUCUAUUGACAGAUUCCUGGCUCCCAUUAUCUACAUUAUAUUUAUUAUUUCAUCAGUCACAGAAUUCACAGGGAGUAGUUUCAGAAUUGCUGACCCAUGCUUCUGCAAAAUAAAAUCCUAAUAAUGUUUUAUACAGUUUUUAAUUACAUGAAUAUAGGUCCUUUCACGUGGACAUAGUUAUAAGUGUAUGUACAUUGAUUGUAAUAUUGUGCACGAAUCUAAUUUUGACACAUCUCAUUUUGACUCCUGCUGGCAAAUCAUGAUAGAGCCCUGAAGAUUGUGUUCACAAUGAUUUGAAACCAUCAGCGAGCACUGGGAUAAAUGGGGCUGUGGUGGAGUGAUAUUAGCAAGAUGGCAGGCUAGGAAAUUUUAGACUCUCUUUGCUCCAUGGAAACAUCAAAAACAAAACCAAACCAGAUACACGUUAAAAUAACUUUAUAGGACCUCUCGAAUAUAAUUAAAAUCUACAGCAAUCAAGCACAAUGUCCAUUUUUUUGAAAGACACAUUUAAAAUGGUAGAAAAUCUUGUGUUUUUCACUUACUCCUGGCCCAGAACCUCUCUUCUGUUGCAUGAUACAUCAUAGUCUGAAGGAAGUAGCAGCCACUGUCCAGUUUGCUCCAUUAAAAUGGAGGGAGCAUAAGAUACUUUAUUUGCAGCAUACUAACCUGUCUGGGGCUACCUGAGGGACUGGUCUCUGCUUUGUUUGACUUGGAAUUCAGGUGGAGAAAACUGUCAUGUUUUCUCAGGUCUCAGGCUACAGUGGUAUUACAGACCCAGAGCUGCCUUGGGAAGAGAUUACAUGUGAAGAAUUAACAUAGAACAUCUAAAGCCCUGAAUUGAAAUUGGGGUGACACUGUAGGAAAUUAGGACAUUUAGAAGUAGCUACAUAUGUAGGGCAACACACACACACGCACGCACGAUGAAUGCUCAGACAAAACCUGAGGCAUCUGUAAACCUUUAUUCUGAGCUGAUCAUAACACUCAGAAUAGGCCCUGCUAGUAAAGGUCUUCACUGGCACACAACCAGUCUGCAAAACUAGAACAGGUGGACAUUUUUUCAAAUGCCCAGUUUUCACCAAAAAAUCAUAAGGCAUACAAAAAAAAUACGGCCCACUUACAGGAAGAAAAUAAAAUGGCAGAAAUAAUCUCUGAACAAACACAGGCUUCAGGUAUAGUAGUAUAAAGAAAUAGACAAAACAUUUUUUAAAACUGUCUUAAGCUCAAAAAGCUAAAGGAAAACACAAAGAACUAAAGGAAAUCAAGAAAAUGAUAUGUGAAUGAAAUGAGAAUAUCAACAAAAAGAAAUUGUAAAAAGGAACCAAAAGGAUUUUGGAGCUGAAAAAAUACAGUAACCGAAUUGACAAUUUACCAGAAGAAUUCAGCAGUAGAUUACAACAGGCAGAAGAAAGAAUCAGUGAACUUGAAGACAUGACAUUUGAAGUUAUUAUCUAAGGAGAAUGAAUUUUAAAAGUGAACAGAGUUUAAAGGACUAUGGGACACCUUCAAGUGGAUCAUGUGGUCCACUUUUUGGGAGUUCCAGAGGGAGAAGAGAGAGAGAGAUUAUUUGAAAAAAUAAUUACAAAAAUCUUCCCAAAUUUUAGGAAAGACAUGGAUCUAUAAAUCAAAGAAACUCAAAGAACUCCAAGUAGGAUAAAGCAAAAGAAACCUACACAGAAGCACAUUAUAAUCAAACUGUCAAAAGGGAAUGACAAAGAGAGACUCUUGAAAGCAGUAAGAGUAAAGUGGCUUGUAAUGUAUAAGGGAUUCACAAUAGGAUUAUCAGUGAAAUUCUCAGCAGAAACCUUGGAGGGUGACAUGAUAUAUUUAAAUAGGAAAAAAUAUCCUGCCACUUAAGAAUCCUACCUAUGGCAAAAUGGUCUCUAAAAACUGACGGAGGGGCAGUGUUGCCUGGUAUGUCCUGAAAACCUUCGUUGCUGCCGCUGCUGUCACCAUGGCUCGGGUCCAGACUGCACUACAGCCUCUCGGGAGACAUGGGCUCUUGGAACCUCUGUAGUGCUGGACUCUGGGCUGCAGGCAACCCCGUGGCAGCAGGAUAACAGAACCUCUAGAUGGACUCUUCCUGGGAAGCUUUGCCAAUUUGCAGCAGCUGGACCAUGUUCCUCAUUAACAUCUGUGUCAGCUUAAUCAUCACCUCAUUUCACUAUACUCUUAAGGCGAGUGGGCCGCUGGCAAGAUGUCCCUGCCCAUCGGGAUAUACCACCAGGCAUUCAGCUGUAAUGAUGCCCUUGAGGACCCUGUGCCCAUGAUUCCUCAGCCAUUAGUUGUGGGCUGCAUAACCUGGAAGCCAGUGAUUCCAGAGCACGAGUAUCAGCACUUCGCCAAGGUGGAGGAAGGAGAGGCCAGUCUACUUUCCCCUGCCAUGACCCUGUCAUCGGCCAGUGACAGUGUGGACAAGGUCCCAGUGGUGAAUACCAAAGCUACCCAUGUCAUCGUGAAUUCUCUGAUCACAAAACAGACCCCAGAAGGAAUUCAGCAUUUUGGGCGACAGGCAGGGCUGAGAGAUGCUGGCUACACACCCCACAAGGGCCUCACCACUGAGGAGACCAAAUAUCUUCGAGGCAAACUAAAACUACAGGACGGAGAGAACAAAGAAGAGACGCAGCCUGCCUCAACCCAGUCUACCCCAAGCACCACUCCUCACUCUUUCCCUAAACAGAGGCCCAGAGGUUGGUUUACUUCUGGUUCUUCCAUAGCCUUAUCCGGCCCAAAUCCUAGCACCAUGGAUGCUCGAAGUGGGGAUAAGGACAGAAACUUGUCAGAUAACUGGAGCCUCUUUGGACCGAGAUCCCUUCAGAAGUAUGAUUCCAGAAGUUUUGCAUCCAGACCUACUGAGGAGCCCAGAAGCCCAAUGGAACUGAUCCGUGCCCAGGCCAACCAAAUAGCUGAAGAUCUAGCAGCCUUGAAGCUGCCCAAGAUGGACAUCCCAGUGAUGGAAGGGAAGAAACAGCCACCAUGGACCCAUAAUCUCAAACCCCGUGACUUGAAUGUGCUCACAUCCACUGGCUUCUAGAGCUAUUUCUUUCCAGGGAUUCUGGUAAAGAGGGCUUCUUGUACCCACUCUCCUUUUGCCUUGGCUCUGACGUAGGAAAGGUAUUUUUAAAAACUGUUAAUUGGCUGGGCGCAGUGGCUCAUUCCUGUAAUCCCAGCACUUUGGGAGGCCAAGGCAGGUGGAUCACCUAA
This is a messenger RNA of Cebus imitator (Panamanian white-faced capuchin), 4288 nucleotides long. Its product is annotated as putative monooxygenase p33MONOX. NCBI's taxonomy places the organism in Eukaryota, Metazoa, Chordata, Mammalia, Primates, Cebidae. Gene Ontology annotation, cellular component: cytoplasm. The record is from RefSeq and is a predicted model, not a curated record.